UUGCAGGCACAGGGAGCAUGUGGAAGAGCCGUGUUCGUGUUGGCAGAGGAGGUUGGCUGCUGAGCCAGGGCGUUUCUACAGGAGGCCUGCCAGGCUGCCCGGAUCCCCACCUCACCGCCAUGGGCCACCCAAGCUGACCAGCCAGUUCCUGCUGGGAACUCCAGGCGCCAUCGGGGAGACCAUGUCCAGGCCCCCGGACCGCCUGCUGUGGCUGCUGAGGGGCGCCCCGAGCCAGCGGGGCUGUACCCUGUUCAUCAUCAGCUUCAAGUUCAUGUUUCUGGUCUCCAUCAUGAUCUACUGGCACAUCGUUGGGGAGCCCGGGAGCGGAGGACAGCUCUCUAACCUGCCCGUCAACAUCCCCUGCCCCCCCUUGGCGACCCCCAAACUGCCCUCCAGCCCCCCGCCUCCGGGCAACAUCUUCUUCCUGGAGACCUCCGACCGGACCAGCCCCAACUCCCUGUUCAUGUGCUCGGUGGAGUCGGCCGCCAGGGCCCACCCCGACGCCCGGGUGGUGGUCCUGAUGAAGGGGCUGCCCGGCGGCAACGCCUCGCUGCCGCGCCGCCUGGGCCUGUCGCUGCUGGGCUGCUUCCCCAACGUGCAGCUGCGCCCGCUGGACCUGCGGGCGCUGUUCCGGGACACGCCGCUGGCAGCCUGGUUCGCGGCCGCGCCGCGCCGCUGGGAGCCCUACCCGCUGCCGGUGCUGUCCGACGCCUCCCGCCUGGCGCUCAUGUGGAAGUUCGGCGGCAUCUACCUGGACACGGACUUCAUCGUGCUCAGGAGCCUGAGGAACCUCACCAACACGCUGGGCACCCAGUCCCGCUACGUCCUCAACGGCGCCUUCCUGGCCUUCGAGCGCCACCACGAGUUCAUGGCCCUGUGCAUGCGCGACUUCGUGGCCCACUACAAUGGCUGGGUCUGGGGCCACCAGGGCCCGCAGCUCCUCACCCGCGUCUUCAAGAAGUGGUGCUCCAUCCGCAGCCUGGCUGAGAGCCGCGCCUGCCGGGGCGUCACCACGCUGCCCUGCGAGGCCUUCUACCCCAUCCCCUGGCAGAACUGGAAGAAGUUCUUCGAGGAUAUCAGCCCCGAGGAGCUGCCCCGGCUGCUCAAUGCCACCUACGCCGUCCACGUGUGGAACAAGAAGAGCCAGGGCACGCGCCUCGAGGCCACGUCCGGGGUGCUGCUGGCCCAGCUCCACGCCCGCUACUGCCCCACGACACACGAGGCCAUGAAGAUGUACUUGUGA
Messenger RNA from Miniopterus natalensis, 1243 nucleotides. RefSeq names its product alpha 1,4-galactosyltransferase (P1PK blood group) (gene A4GALT). Lineage: Eukaryota; Metazoa; Chordata; Mammalia; Chiroptera; Miniopteridae. Gene Ontology annotation, molecular function: galactosyltransferase activity. Gene Ontology annotation, biological process: glycosphingolipid biosynthetic process. The record is from RefSeq and is a predicted model, not a curated record.